AUGGCGCAAUGCUUCGUCCCAGGCUAUUUGGAUCCUUUCCUGCAGAACCAAGUCGUCAACGUCACCGGCUGCUGGCGCCAGACGCACGGCAAUUGGCACCGAGUGGCCGCGCAGAUGAUGAAAAAGCUGCUGACGUUCUUCGGGCGUAUCGACGAACUUACCGAGCCCACUCUCUCCGAAGAGCAGAAGCAGGCAGCCUGGGAUGGAUUUCAAAAGGUCAACCUCUGCCGUGUCUUCAAACUGGCGAAGGAUGUGGCUGCCUCUGGGCAGCCCAUGAAUUGGCAGGUCAUGCCCAUGCUGGAUGCGGCUGGUGUCAACACCAUGAUCACGGAUCUGGUGAAGGCCUUCGAGAAAGCAGACUCCAUCCCGUCACUGAGGCAGAAGAACGAUCCCAUGGUGGAGCUCCCGAGGCUGGGAUCCGGCUUUGGCGAUGGACAGUUCGGGGCCUGGCAAUCGGAACGGCUGGCGGGCUUGCAGCUGGAAGACCUGGUCAUCGAUGGUUCUUACGACGAGCAGAGCACUUGGGAAGACACGGCCAUCAGGAUGGACGUGGGUAUGAGGACAUGCCCCGUGAACCUGAAGGAUUUCAAGCAGGACAAGGGCAAAUGGUGGGACCCGUGCCAGGAGCUCAGUGAAGAGAACUUGAAGCGUACUUAA
Messenger RNA from Symbiodinium sp. CCMP2592, 657 nucleotides. The record is from the annotation of a GenBank genome assembly. NCBI's taxonomy places the organism in Eukaryota, Dinophyceae, Suessiales, Symbiodiniaceae.